AUGGUGACGAAGGAAUCCAUUGAAGUGAUUGCUCAGAGCAUCGGACUCUCUACUCUCUCACCGGAAGUCUCUGCCGCUCUUGCUCCCGAUGUCGAGUACCGCGUCCGAGAGGUCAUGCAGGAAGCUAUCAAGUGCAUGCGCCAUGCUCGCCGGACCACCUUGAUGGCGCACGAUGUCGAUUCUGCCCUUCAAUUCAGGAAUUUGGAGCCUACUUGUGGCUUCACCUCCUCUAAAAGUACGCGGUUCAAGAGGGCUCCUGAGCACAGAGAUCUCUACUUCCUAGAUGACAAAGAUGUCGAGCUCAAGAAUGUUCUCGAAGCUCCUCUACCAAAUGCUCCUCCUGAUGCUUCUAUUACCUCUCAAUGGUUGGCAAUUGAUGGUAUCCAACCUUGUAUUCCUCAAAAUUCUCCUCUCCAAGCCAUAUCUGACUUGAAACGAUUAGAGUAUAAGGAAGAUCCCCUUGCUGCUAGACAUGUGCUCUCCAAGGAGCUUCAGCUUUACUUUGACAAAGUCACUGAGUGGGCUUUGACUCUACCUGGUUCCACCCUCUUCAGACAAGCACUCGCCAGCUUGGAAACUGACCCCGGCCUCCACCCAUUGCUUCCUUUUUUCACUUGUUUCAUAGCUGAAGAGAUUGUGAGGAACAUGGAUAACUAUCCAAUCUUGUUGGCUUUGAUGCGUCUUGCUAGAAGCCUCCUUCAUAACCCUCAUGUACAUAUUGAACCAUAUCUGCAUCAAUUGAUGCCGUCUAUUAUCACUUGCCUCAUUGCCAAACGCUUAGGGAGAAGGUUUUCUGAUAAUCACUGGGACUUGAGAAACUUCACAGCCACUGCAGUUGGUUCAACAUGCAAAAGGUUUGGACACGUUUAUCACAACCUGCUACCACGUGUUACAAGAUCACUGCUUCAUACUUUUUUGGACCCAACCAAGACACUACCACAACACUAUGGCGCAAUUCAAGGGAUGGUAGCCCUUGGGCUUAAUGUGGUUCGCUUUCAUGUUCUCCCAAACCUAGAGCCGUAUUUGCAACUUCUUUUGCCUGAAAUGGUACCUGAGAAGCAAAAGGACGAAGCAAAGAGGCACGGAGCUUGGCUCGUUUAUGGAGCGUUGAUUGUUGCAGCUGGUCGAUGCUUGUAUGAACGGCUUAAAACAUCUCAGACACUGCUCUCUCCUCCAGCUCGCUCUGUCUGGAAGACAGAUGGAAAGCUCACCAAUCCCAGGCAGAGUAAACGCAAAGCAAGUAGUGACAACUUAACUCAUCAACCUCCACUGAAGAAGAUAGCAGCAGAGGGCACUAUGGUAAUGACGCAGAUGCACGGAGCCAUAGUACCAGCCCCUCAACAGUCGCUGGUCGGAAGGGACAUUGCGCCGAGGACUUCAGCUACUCUGACCACUGACGUCGACAACUUUCUCUUUCCGCUUUUCGAUUAUUUUGGUGAGAGCAUGCUUAUGUUCACACCCAAACAUGAGCUCAAUGUCUUCUUGUAA
Molecule: messenger RNA, 1488 nt
Organism: Arabis nemorensis
Lineage: Eukaryota; Viridiplantae; Streptophyta; Magnoliopsida; Brassicales; Brassicaceae
Source: the annotation of a GenBank genome assembly